Sorghum bicolor (sorghum) is the source of this 1854-nucleotide messenger RNA. Its product is annotated as flap endonuclease Xni. The transcript is spliced from 15 exons. Gene Ontology annotation, biological process: DNA replication, Okazaki fragment processing. NCBI's taxonomy places the organism in Eukaryota, Viridiplantae, Streptophyta, Magnoliopsida, Poales, Poaceae. Gene Ontology annotation, molecular function: DNA binding; 5'-flap endonuclease activity. Bases 217 to 1482 code for a protein of 421 amino acids. The record is from RefSeq and is a predicted model, not a curated record.
AGUCUUCUACCUGGCUCCCUGCCGCUGCUGGGUGCUGUCCGCUAGGCUGCAGUCCUUUUCUCCACACUCCGCCCGCGCAUUCUGUCGAACACCUCGUCCUCUACAUCCUCAUCCCCGCCUUCCCAAUCCAGAACUCCUAAACCCUAGCCCUUCUUCCCGCCACCACCAUCCAUCCACAAUCCCAAGCGGGCCAUGCGGAAGAGGUAGCCUCCGCCGAUGGCCUGCUGCUUCCUCCGCGUCGCUGCGGCGCCCCGCCUCCUCCUCUACCGCGCCGCCGCUUCGCGGCAGCUCCCGUCGCCACUCACCGUAUUCAGGAAGGGUUUUUCGGAGCAGUCAGUUCUGCCAGUCACAGACUCGUCUGAGUGUUUUCAAGGACCAUCAGUGCAGAAUACUCCACGGAUUCCACUGUAUGAUGACAGCAUAUCCUCAAGCAUAUUAGACACAUUGUCGAAUCCGACUGAGGUUGUCCCUCAUGCUGAUCCUUCAAAGAGCAGAAUAAUGCUAGUUGACGGAACGUCGGUUAUGUACAGAUCCUACUACAAGAUAUUAGCACAGCUGCAGCACGGCCAGUUGGAGCAUGCUGAUGGAAAUGGGGAUUGGGUUUUAACUAUAUUCAAAGCUCUAUCCCUGCUUCUUGACAUGCUGGAGUUCAUUCCAUCUCAUGCUGCGGUUGUGUUUGAUCACGAUGGAGUUCCAUAUGGUCAUUAUACUGCCAUGCCAUCCAAAGAAUGUCACAUGGCAAAAGGAAUGACCUUUCGUCAUAUGUUGUACCCUGCUUACAAGAGCAACCGCACUCCAACACCCGACACAGUUGUCCAGGGCAUGCAAUACUUGAAGGCAUCCAUUAAGGCGAUGUCAAUAAAAGUAAUUGAGGUUCCAGGCGUUGAAGCUGAUGAUGUUAUUGGCACCCUGGCCGUAAACAGUGUUUCAGCUGGUUACAAGGUACGGAUUGUCUCUCCUGAUAAAGACUUCUUCCAAAUUUUGUCACCUUCUUUGCGUCUGCUCAGGAUUGCUCCACGUGGAUCAGGGAUGGUUUCAUUUGGAGUUGAAGACUUCGUCAAGCGAUAUGGAGCACUGAAACCCUCACAGUUUGUUGAUGUUGUUGCACUUUCAGGAGACAAAGCUGACAAUAUACCUGGAGUUGAGGGGAUUGGAGAUAUUAAUGCAGUAAAGCUGAUAACCAAGUUCGGUUCCUUGGAGAAUCUACUGAAAUCCGUGGAUGAAGUUGAGGAUGAUCGGAUUAAACAGGCUUUGAUUUCUCACUCGGAACAGGCAAUCCUUUGCAAAAGCCUGGCCACGUUGCGUUCUGAUCUUCCUUCUUAUAUGGUUCCUUUCAAGACAGCCGACCUUGCAUAUAAGAAGCCACAGGAUGAUGGAGUCAAAUUCAUAAAACUCUUACGAGCAUUGGAAGCAUAUGCAGAAGGCUCCUCAGCAGACCCAAUCAUCAGAAGAGCAACCUAUCUUUGGAACAAACUAAAAUGAUGAUGACGCUGAUGCUUUCAGCAUUGACUAAAAAGGAAUUUUACCAAGGCUAAGAGUUUGGAUUCAAAGCCUGGUGACGUAGUGGUCAAUACUGAUGCCAUUGACUUCUGUGGAUUCGGCAGUCAGCCAUACCCAAAUUGCAAAAUCAAAUUGUUGCUGCCAUAGGUGUGCAGAAAUGCAUAAAUCGAAGGUGCCGCUGCUUAGGCAAAGAAGCUGUGUGUUUAUAUCACGCAACUUAGUUCUGUAGAUAAAAAAUGCACAACAUUGUUCCGCCUUUUUUGAGAAAGCUCGCGGAAUCCAUCUGAUUUUUAUAUUUCUGUACUACCAAUUACAAAAGGGAUUGCACAGGUGGAGCUGUGGAGGCCAAAGCAA